Molecule: messenger RNA, 2424 nt
Organism: Ictalurus punctatus (channel catfish)
Lineage: Eukaryota; Metazoa; Chordata; Actinopteri; Siluriformes; Ictaluridae
Product: zinc finger protein 135
Exons: 3
Coding region: 169-1191 (340 amino acids)
Biological process (GO): negative regulation of transcription by RNA polymerase II
Molecular function (GO): DNA-binding transcription repressor activity, RNA polymerase II-specific
Source: RefSeq, a predicted model, not a curated record
GUAGUAGAAGAAGAAGAACAUACGCUUGGAUGUAGAUCUUCAUGUGAAAGUGUGUUUCCUUCUCCACACGGGCUUUGGAUCUCUGAUACUCUGCGUAACAUCACUAAAGAGUCCAGACGCCGCUCUUUAGGAAAAUCUCCACAGACUCCUGCUGCUACUGGCUCAAAGAUGUACCACUGCUCAGAUUGUGGGAAGAGUUUUACUAAAAGUCAUCAUCUCAAGGAUCACAAGCGGAUCCACACAGGAGAGAAGCCAUAUCACUGCUCACAAUGUGGGAAGAGUUUUACCCGUCAGAUAACUCUCCAACAGCAUCAGCGCAUUCACACAGGAGAGAGGCCAUAUCACUGCUCGCAGUGUGAGAAAAGUUUUACUUUCCAAAGUGCUCUCCGACAACAUGAGCGCAUUCACACAGAAGAGAAGCCAUAUCACUGCUCCUAUUGUGGGAAGAGUUUUACUUGCAGGAGUCACCUUCAGCGACAUGAGCGCAUCCACACAGGACAGAAGCCGUAUCACUGUGAACAGUGUGCAAAGAGUUUUACACGUCAGUGUACUCUCCAACAACAUGAGCGCAUCCACACAGGACAGAAGCCAUAUCACUGUGGACAGUGCGGGAAGAAUUUUACUCAUCAAAGUACUCUCCAACAACACGAGCGCAUUCACACAGGAGAGAAGCCGUAUCACUGCUCACAGUGUGGGAAGAGUUUUACUUACCAGAGUGCUCUCCGACAACACAACCGUAUUCACACGGGAGAGAAGCCGUAUCAUUGUGGACAGUGUGAGAAGAGUUUUACUCAUCAGAGUACUCGCCAAAAACACGAGUGCCUUCACACGGGAGAAAAAACCUAUCACUGCUCACAGUGUGGAAAGAGUUUUACUCGUCAGAGUAUUCUCAGACAACAUAACCGCAUUCACACAGGAGAUAAGACGUAUCACUGCUCGCAGUGUGGGAAGAGUUUUACUUGCCAGAGUUCUCUCCAACGACACGAGCGCAUUCACACAGGAGAGAAGCCGUAUUACUGCUUGCAGUGUGGAAAAGGUUUUCGUGACCAGAGUGCCCUGUACAGUCACCAGCAGUGUCAUACAGGACAGAAGCCGUACCUCUGCGAACAAUGUGGACGGAGCUAUACUCAUUCAAGGUCAUUAAGGACACACAAGUGCUCUAACAUAAAGCCAUCAACUCUUGACAUGUGAAUUUGUCAAAUUAAGAUGCAUGUUUUUCACUUUCAUUUUUACAGGAGGAUAAAGUGACAUCCUGGCAUAAAACUAUAUUAUAAUAUUUAUCACGGAAUUUAAUAUUCUGUUGCAUGGGACUUUCUCUCUGGGUUUUAGCAGAAUUCAUGAUUUUAUGUUGUUUUCCUGUUUCCCCCCAAACAUUAUGAUACCAAGCAUUGAAUACACACCUUUAACCAGUGGGAAUGCCCACUUUAAUCAACCAAUCCAGACCUCUGAGUGAGACACAUGACUCUGACAUCUCCCUCUAAAAAAAAAAAGCAAGCACAACCAAAACACAGAGGCACUGUAUUAUACCUAUAGCAACACUUUUUAUUUUAAUUGAUUUUUAAAUGCAAGCUAAUUUGUUUGUCUAAAAUGUCAUGUUGUGCAUACUAUCGAACUGGACACAUUUUCAAGCCAACAGAAAAUGGUUGUGUUUACAGGCAGUUUGAAUAAGUAAUUCUGGUCCAAGUUUCUCCGUCUUUGCAGUGUCCAUUAAGUACAGCUAACUACACUAUAUGGCCAAAGGUAUGGGGAUGCCUGACCACCACACCCAUAUAUGCCUUUUGAGCAUCCUCUGAUGGAACUGUGUCCAAUCCAUGGUCCUUUGAGCCCAGUGUUCCUGAUGAUAUAGUUUUCAGAUUUACUGCAACCCUGACCAGGAUAACACAGUUAUGCAGUAAGAUCAAUGAAUGGAUUUUUGUUCCUUUAAGAAGUAAGAUGAUGUUUGUAUGACCUGCAAGUCUUAGAAUUAUAUGCAGGAUCACUAUCACAAUCGUGGAUAUACAGUGAAUGGAGCAUUGAGAGAGCACAAUAUCAGCGGUUUGGGUUUGAUGACCCCUUCACUUUGGUAAAUCACAUGUUUAAUGCACCAAGUUUAUACUUUCCUUAUUAAUAACAAAAAAUUCUCUGUAAACAGGUUUUCUCAACAGGUUUUAAAAACAUGAAAUAUUACAUGUAUAAAUCCUCAGAUGUUUUAUUUUGACACUCACAGGUAAGCUCAUGCAUAUUAAUCAUCCUUCAUGUUUCUCCAAUUUGAAUAAAGUUUACCUGUGGGAUAUUUUAUGAGUUUAUUACUCAAAUUACAUUACUAACCCUAUUCCUCAAUAGCUCUGUAAUGAUGCUAUUAGAUGGUGGGCAAAAGUCCACCAAAGGUACUCGUGUUACAGGGUAAUAUUUCAGAUAUCUCAGAAUAAAUCUGACACCUCCUCA